AUGGCUUACAUACAACCUUCUUACAAGGUAAAGAAGGAUGUCAGCGGAUUUCUCUUCGACCCAGUUCUUCUCUCUCUGAUAAACUGUUCAAAAUGGCGUAUUCCACCGUCAGAUGGCGCUGAUUCGUUUUCCUUCCCACAGUCCUAUUGUAUGCGCAUGCUCAAUUCAGUUUACAAAAUUCUGUGCAGGGAAAUGGCGGAUCCAAACCCGCUAGACUCAUUUUUACAUUCAGAGACAGAUGAAAGUGUUGUUAACGCACUUGUUGCGUCAUUAGAGUCGAGAUUAGCAUCCCCUACACAUAAAGAACCAUCCCCUUCGUUACCAAAUCCGUCCGUCAACAGCAAUCAUGUCAGUAACGUCUCUUCAAUUCCAGCAUGCACAAGUGCUCAAAAUAACUCUGUGCAUUUAUCUAAUGACAGUGGAAAUACUAAUAAUUCUAAUGCAAAAUCGGUGAUAAAAAAUGAUAAUCAAAUACUAGGAAUUAAUUCUAUUCAUACAAAUUCACCUGUUGCGCUUGUACAUUCACCUGUAAACUCGCAUAGAACUGCAUCGCCAAAACCAUUGAACAGUGUAAACAAAUCCUCAUCUCCAGCCAUUCAAGUGAUAACACCACCACAGAAUCAUGGAAAUCAUUCAGUGGUAACCAACCAACAUGUGAAUCGUGCAACGCCAUCCCCAUCAAACGCUAUUUCAGUUAAUAAUAUAAAUGUAGCGCAGUCAAAUUCCAAUAUUAUUAUAACUAAUUCUGCAGUUAUUCAAAAUAACAAUGCAUUAAAACAUGUUAAUCGGACUUCACUUUCUCCAGCUCCGCAACAGAUAACAACUGGACAAACUGGUGUUGUGCAGCCAAGUCAGACAAUAGUGCGGAACAGUCAGGGACACUUAAUAAAUUCAAAUUCUCAGCAGUUGACACAAAAAACCAAUGUGCAUAUUGUUCAUAGUGCUAAUGUAACUUCAAUGAUAACUCAGCCUGGAACUAAUCCUAGUGUGAUAACUGUGCGAGGACAAGUUCCUUCAUCUCAUAUAACAACUGUAAGACCUCAAGUAGUGACUACACAUGUUUCAAAUUCACCAUCACCGCGACCACCAGGAAGUGUUAGAAUUCAAAAUAGAAUGCCAAAUGCACCAAUUAGAAUUGCUUCAUCUCAACCAAAUCAGCAGAUAAAUAUUGCUCCAAGACCAGGAGCACAUCCUGGUACAAUCACAUUACCUCCAGGUAUUGUACCAGGCCAGGGGGCGGUACUCAUGAAAAAUGAGCAAGGGCAGAUUGUGAUAGUCCAGCCUGGCUCACUUCCAGGCCAUAAUCCAGUUUCUUCAGUAACGAUCUCAAGCAGUACAACACAACAGAAAGUUCAGUAUGUUAGGCAUCCAAAUACUGGAGCCGCUCAGAGAUUACCCAACAGCCAAAUUCUAACCAUCCAGCCUGGGGCACAAUCUCAGCCCCAGACUGUGGUGAGACAGGCUGUGCCAGCCCCUGUAAAUGCAUCACGCACACAGCCUGGUAUCAGGGUUUCUAUGCCGGGAAGUUUACAAUCUGUUGUAAGAACAACUGCACCUGGAGGUUCAAACACUGGUCAUUCUCAUGUUGCAAGUUCUGGUCAACCAUCACCAGCUGCUCAAGCUGCACAACAACAACAGAUGAUAGAGAAUGUGAAGAAAUGCAAAAACUUUCUCUCCACCCUUAUAAAGUUAGCCGCUAGUCAGCCGGAGGCUACUGUUAGUAGUGUUAGAGAUCUCAUUCAAGGGCUUAUUGAUGGUAAGCUUGAACCUGAAGUUUUUACAGAGAAAUUACAAAAGGAGUUGAAAUCCUCACCGCAGCCAUAUCUUGUACCAUUUUUAAAGAAAAGUUUACCAUUAUUACGUCAGUCAUUGUUAAACAAUAAGAUGACGAUAGAUGGGGUAAAGCCGCCACCUAUAGAAAUUGUCCAACAACAUCAGUCAAUAGUCACUCAAAGUCAUGUUGGACAAUUGUCGUCACAAAAUCAGGUUAUACCAAAGGUUGGAGGUCAGUUUCAUCCGAAGCCAAGUGUUGCUCAGGUAACCAUGGGAACAGGGAAACCAUCAAUGACCAAGCAGAUGAACAUGGUGCACAGCAAUAUCCCUAGCACAGUUAAAGCCUUUCAUUCUCGGGUAGCUGGCCUCACACCUAGCUCCAGCCCCGGGCCAUCACAUUCCCAUAAGGACACUAAACGUGUAAAAGAAUCAUUUAAGGAUGAUGAUGACAUUAAUGAUGUUGCUACAAUGGGCGGAGUUAAUCUGACAGAAGAGAGUAGAAAUAUCUUAGCAACAAAUGCUGAAUUCAUAGGAACUCAAAUUCGAUCUUGUAAAGAUGAAGCUUUUCUUUCCCAGGGACCUUUAACAAAUAGAAUUCAUGCAAUAGCACGUAAACAUGGUUUAACAGAAGUUCCGACAGAAGUAGUUAACUUAGUAUCUCAUGCAACUCAAGAAAGAUUACGCCAUAUUGUAGAAAAAUUAUCAACCAUAGCUGAACAGAGAACUGAGAUUUACAAAAUGAAUGAGAAGUUUGAAUCAACUCUAGAUGUAAGAGCUCAGUUAAAGUUUCUAGAAGAAUUAGAUGUUUUAGAACGUAAGAGGCAUGAUGAGCAGGAGAAAGAAAUGCUCAGACGAGCUGCAAAGAGUCGUACAAAAUUUGAAGAUCCAGAGCAUCUAAAACUGAAGCAAAGGGCCAAGGAUUUGCAAGCUGCAGAAAUGGAAGAGGUUCGGCAAAGGGAGGCAAAUCUUACAGCUUUGGCUGCUAUUGGGCCUCGAAAGAAACGGAAACUUGAUGAGGCUUCGAGUAGUUCUAGUAAUGUACCAAAUGGCCCAUCUUCGUCCAACACUAGAACUGCUUUACGACCAAGAAUUAAAAGAGUGAACCUCAGGGACCUGCUGUUCUUAAUGGAACAAGAUAAAACUCUCAAUAAAUCAAACAUACUGUACAGAACGUUCUUAAAAUGAUGACUGUUACAGAAAAAUACAGUGUGUGAAGUGCUUUAACAUUACAAGUGGUAUAUUAAUUACCACGAUAACACAACAAUAACAACAAAAUACUGUGAUACAGAGAGUAGUAGGAGAAAAUGUCACUCAGCUUAUUGAGUGUAGUUACAUGAAGUGUUACAGUCAAGUCAGUUAUUGAAAAAAACCUAAAGGCAGCUGAUGUACAGGCGUGACUUGGAUAACUGUUAUAUAAGAGAAACUUGCUUCCAUGGAGCAUUCUAUUUAAAAGACUUGAUUAUGAUUAUUAAACAUCUGAUGUGAGGUUAUGGCAAAGGAAUUCUAAAACCCUUGCUAUGGUUAUGGUUAUGGUAUUAGCUGAAUGUAAAUUCCAGAAACCAAUUUCAUUGACGGAAUUAGAUGUUUCUGGAUUGUCUACAGUGGCAGUGUAGCUGAGAAAAACCCUGGGAUUGAUGUUAACCAAUUAAUGUAUUUUAUUGUUAUGUCGGUCUUUCUAGCUGUUGUUCCAGUUACCUGGUAUGCUAUGUGAAUCCGAAAAUAUUUCAAAGGGACAAGUACCAGCAGGUAUUGAAUCUGAUAAUGAGUACUGAACUAGCCGAAACUUGUGCCGAAGAAGUUGUUAGAUAGUCUAUUUUUAGCUUGUCUGUUUUGAAGGAAAAUCCAGAUGUUAUGAUCGAUGCGUCAUAGUUGUCGCAUUGGUGCAGAAACUUAAAUGUAGUCCAUAACUCAAAACAGUUUUAAAGGUAUCAAUAUUUUCCAUGGAAUGCUUGCUUAUCAUGACAAGGUGCAGUUGUAAGAAAUGGGAUAUAAUUCAAAAAGCUUUAUUCUUGGAGUUAUGCCCCUUUUAACUUAAAUUUUUUAUCAAAAGUGGUUACAUUGUACUUUAACACAAGAGCUGAGCGUUAGCACUGUGUGCAGUGCUCUUUUCUAGUCUGACUUCAAAUUAAAAAAAAAUCCAGAUUUUUUCUAAGAAUGGAGGGUCCAAGCUAGAGGUUAGUCUAAAAUGGAAGUUAAUCAUUGUUGACUUUCUGUUGUACUUGAAUUAAGCUGACAAUAUGCUUUGGUUAUACAUUCAUGAUGAGCUUUUAGAUUUCCAGUCCAUUGAUAAUGUUUCACUUAUUCCUACAUGCAGUUAAUGGGUAUUAAGAAUUCUUAAGGUUUUCAUAGUAAAAAAAGUAAAGGUUAUAAAAUAGAAAUGAGUAAGCAGUACAAGCCUGGAGCUUGUGUUUAAUAUAUUUCAGAAUAUAAUGUGUUUUAACAGUUGAAUAAAAAGUCGUAGAAAUGUAUAGAAUGGUUUGUAGUUUUGUAAAAAUUGUGAUCUUGUUAAUAUUUCUACUUAAAAGUAGUUUAUGGUAAAUGCAGGUUCAUUAAAAAUAGUUUUGGCAAUUAAUUAUGGAGAUAAUUAUGUUUGUUUGUAACUGGCACAACCUAUUGUAACAUACUGAUAAAGUUACAUAAUAAUUGCUUUUCUACCACAGACAAUGUUCAUACAACAAAGAUUCUGAGGGUUAUUAAAUGAAGUUGAAAUAAAGUUUCUGUUUAAAGCAGCAUGCCUCCAAAUUCAUGCAAAUUUUUGUGAAAAAUUAUGAAAAAUGCUGUGUAGUGAACAAAGAAAGUAAUAAAUACAUUGCAAACAGUAUUUACAAUCCACAUUCAUUAUUAAAAUAGGGUUAAGAUAUGCAAAAAUUGCCCAUAUCGCAGAUAACCUUAAUUUUUUUCUAAAUCUUUUUACUUUUCAUAAAAUUGUAGUAUAUUUUUUUCUCUCAAGUUUGAUUUUCUUGAAAUAUUUUGACUCAUCUGGAGGCAUGCGGCUGUAAGGUUACAUCAUCACUAUUGAUUUCACUUCACCAUAUAUAUAUUUUAAUUGAAAAUGAAUAAACAGAAAUUAGUAAUAAAAUCAAGAUAUUAAAUUAUAAUAUCACCUUCACUUGAGAUUUGUGCCUAUGAAUAGAAAGUAGGUUACAAAAAAAAGAAACCAAGUGCUUCCUACAUAGACCUAUUAAAUUUUGUUCUCGUUUUAACACCUUAACCUGCUGGCAGCAGGGAAUCUACCCAUCCGACCAAGAUUGGCACAUCGGUGCCAUCUGCUUAAGGUCUGCAUCGUUCAUUACUUACAUUUCCCAAAAAAUGAUAAAUGGUUUUAUCCAGAAAGAUACAUGGAAAAGUUUUGUGUUUAGCUUUGUAAGGGGAUGGUUGCAAACAAGAUGAGAUUUUCUAACGUUAGAUGAACACAAUGAAGUGAGGUGUAUAAAAUAAAUCAUUUACAUUCAGAAUUUUAUUGAAAGAAGAAAAUUAUAUAUAUGCAGAUACAUUUUAACAUUUUGUGUUAAUUUGUCAUAAAUAUAUGUGUUCAUUUCUUUAUUAUUAAUAUUAUGUUUGCAAAUAAUUAUAUCUGUUAACAUUUUCCUGUUACGGUACAUUUUAUGGGUGGAACAUUUCAUAUUAUCAUUUGAGCCGCGUCACGACAAAAUCAACAUAAUAAUGGGUUUGCGACCAGCAUGGAUCCAGACCAGCCUGCGCAUCAGCACAGUCUGAUCAGGAUCCAUGCUGUUCGCUAUCAGUUUCUUUACUUGUUAUAGGGUCUGUAAGCAAACAGCAUGGAUCCUGAUCAGACUGCGCGGACGUGCAGGCUGGUCUGCAUCCAUGCUGGUCGCAAACCCAUUAUGUUGGUUUUGUCAUGACGCGGCUAUUUACUUUGUUUUCUCAUUAUCAAUUCAUAUUUGUGGUUGUCUUGUUAAUGAUGGAAAGUGUUUGAAUUUUCACUACUAGGUAUGUGUUAAACUAACAUAAUUUUUUGAAACAAUUGGUUGUUGAUUUGAUAUAUAUUAACGUUUAAUCUUUUCAUUGUCUUUUAUAAUAGAAUUUAAAGGUCAAACAAUGGGAAGGUUAAACAGUGGGAUUUGAAAACUGCUGAUACUUAUAGAUAUAUAAUUUAGAAGAAAAGAAAGAAAAAAAACAUAGAAAAAAAAGUAUAAAUUUGUUUCUAUUGUUUGUGAUAAUUUUUCACAUAGAGUAAGUUUUGAAAUAUAAUAUUUUUUUUACAAGAUACCAAUGAAAAUUAUCGAGCAUUAUUUUCACCAAAAAGAUUUCAGCUAGGUUUCUGACAAAUAACCGUAGCAGUUUUCUCGACGUAUUUCAUAUUUAGCAAGUUCUCUCGUUUAUUGUACUGUCAUGUGACAACUUCUUCUCUUACUUAUGACAUUAUGUGCAAUUUUUUUAUAUCAUAAGUUAUAUAGAUACUGAAUUAUUAGUAGAUAGACAUACACUUAAAGAGCACUGUGUUGUCAAUUAAGGUUGGUGUAACUGAUUGAAUGGCGGAAUUUUUUUGUAAUGAAACCAUACACAUGGCUUUUUGGUAGGAUAUUUGUUGCACUUUUGUCUAGUGCUGGAAAUACUAGCAAUGCAUAUAGAUGGCAUGGGGUAUUCGGUAUUUCUGUGCCAGGAAACGAAUUUUCCCCCUGCUUUCCCUGGCUCUGUACUAGAGGGAAAGGUUUUCCAGCAGGUAGUGUUUAACCAUGCAAGUGUCUACAAGACUGAAAACCCAAUGUGGAUAGGCUUGUUAUAUAUAUUUACUAUUUCUUGUGAUUCGGUUAUGUGUGUAUUUAUAAUUUACAGUAGAUUUGGUCAUACUCGUACUGAAACCUGCACAUGAUUAUUAAUUUUAUCAGAAUAAGGGACAAUAGAAAGUACUAAUUCUUACAAAAGCAUCUCACCUCUCAACAUUAUUAUUAUUCUUAUCAAUGGUUUUUUCUCUCUCGCCCUUUUGGGACAAAUUUGGGUCCACCCAAUUUGGAAUUUUCCAGUGAAAUAAAUUUGGGAGAGAAAAAAGCAGUUGAAGUAUGAAAUUUUUAGCCAUUAGGAAUUUUUGGAUUCACCAUUUUUGGGACGAAAAGGUAGGCAUUUUGCUAUUGGGAUGAGGCCUGAAAAAAAUAAAAAGUUUCAACAUGUACUUUGUAAAGUUUAAUUCUUUAAACAUUUGAAGAUAAAUAAAGACGAUAUAUUUUAUUUCCUUUCUACAUGAUAUGAAAUCAAAUCUUCAGUUGCAGCCUACUUGAAAUAUGUCAGACAAGUUUUUAAUAAAAUUUGAUGAUAUUUCAAAGGAGUCUUGUAAAGUUUCAAUUAGACAGUGUCUUUUUUUUUUUCUUACUAUAAAAUCAUGUUUUCAUUACAUGAAAAUGUAGGUAUGAAGUUAUUCAAUUCUGGUGUUUUUCUUUCUGUUGACGUUUUCCCCAGUGGAAUAGCAUGGUAUUGCAUAUUUUAUACUUAAUUUAUAAUCGGGUGACAAUUACAUUGUUAAGUAAAUGUAUAUUUUUGCUUUGUUACAGACAUGUAUUUGUUACUUCAUGUUUUCUUAUGUUGUCAUUUUUUCAUGAAAUAGUUUAAAAUGCUGUGAAUAAAAUACUUUGUACAGAUUGUACAGUAACAUUAAUACAUAUGACUUUUCAUACAAAAUAGAAAAAAAAGUAAUUUGUCUAUUAAAAUUUUAAAUGAU
This is a messenger RNA of Ruditapes philippinarum (Manila clam), 7447 nucleotides long. Its product is annotated as transcription initiation factor TFIID subunit 4-like. The transcript has 14 exons. NCBI's taxonomy places the organism in Eukaryota, Metazoa, Mollusca, Bivalvia, Venerida, Veneridae. The coding region runs from base 1 to 2958 and encodes 985 amino acids. Gene Ontology annotation, molecular function: protein heterodimerization activity; DNA binding; RNA polymerase II general transcription initiation factor activity. Gene Ontology annotation, cellular component: transcription factor TFIID complex. Gene Ontology annotation, biological process: DNA-templated transcription; transcription initiation at RNA polymerase II promoter. The record is from RefSeq and is a predicted model, not a curated record.